This is a messenger RNA of Nezara viridula (southern green stink bug), 435 nucleotides long. The record is from the annotation of a GenBank genome assembly. Lineage: Eukaryota; Metazoa; Arthropoda; Insecta; Hemiptera; Pentatomidae.
AUGCUGUUCAGCUAUCUCCUACUACUAGUACUAGAGACUGACGCCGUUUCGAUGUUUCCUCUACCAGCGUAUGGCGGACUUUACGCGAACAACAAUUGUGUACAUUUCACGUAUCGAGUUGGCAAGAUUUGUUACAACAAGCUAAGGUGCGUGCAUUACUACAAGGGUAGCUAUGGGGCGAGGGUUGUUGUUUACAAGUAUCCCGGGUUACCGCGGGCCGCUUCUGGCAACACACUGUCAACCGCCAUCAACCCGAGCAGGGGCUUCAGUGGAAUCGGCAUCGAUCCUCGCCGCUGGGUCAUCAACACUUCCUUCUCUGCGAGCGACGCUCUGCCAGGACACGGGUUACAGGUGAGUCAUUCCAUACCGGUAUCCCACGGCUACAUUGCACAAGAGCUUUCUACAAUAGCUCAGAAUACAGAGGAGAAAAAGUAA